UUGGAAAUUGCUAGAGUGGCCAUGAUGCUCAGGAUGGCACCACGGAAUGCGGAAUCCCCGUGUGUCUCCCCGCUGAGCCUCCUGGAUCGAUCUGGACCUGUCUUCUACUGUAGUUUCUUCAAAGUGAGAGGGUGACUUUGUGCAGUUAGUAGUUAGCCCAGAGCUCCUUCCAGUGUGGAUUGGGACAAGGAUUAGGGAGCCCCGUGGAGAGACAUGUCCUCUGUGCCCUGCUGGGCGGGAGUUUUCUUGGGCUCCCAGCUGGACCUCAAGGAGGCUUCUCCAGGGAGUGAGUGGACUUGCCUGGAGUUGACAGGACAGGGCUGGGGUGCACUGUGGCAGAGGCUUGCCCACAUGCACAGGGCCUGGGCUCCAUCCCCAGCUCCACACACACAAAUCCCACCAGGCGGAACUGUUAAAAUCAGGGCAGUUAGAACAGAGGUCCAAAAUAGACCCCUUGUCCUGUCAAUGUGACCUCGAGUCAAGCAGGAGGAACCAGGAGCACAAUUCCAGACCCCUGCCUCAGAGGGGGUGGGCCCCAGUGACCAGCCCAGUGACCCUGCUGCUCGACACCCCUCAGUCUUCCAGGUCCCUCGACGCCAUGGGCACGCGAUUCCUCCUGGCUCUGUGCCUGGUCCUCCUGGUGCUGAGCUGUGAGAUCCAGGGGCUCCCGCAAGAUGAGCCUGCCAGCCCGCCUCUGCUGGCCCAGGUGAAGGAGUCGCUCUCCAGCUACUGGGGCACUGCCAAGGCAGCUGCCCAGGGCCUGUACGAGAAGACAUACCUGAACGACAUGGACGAGAAAAUCAGGGACUUGUACAGCAAGGGCUCAGCCGCCAUGAGCACCUACGCGGGCAUCUUCACUGACCAGCUCCUCACUCUGCUGAAGGGAGAGUAGUGUCAACCCGGGGUGUGGGUGGGGAGCCCAGGCUCCAGCAUCCCCUGGUUCUCCUGACCUUCCUGGGAAUCGGACGGGGCUCCCGCCACGCCAGCUGCUCUCAGCCCUCCCCUCCUCUGGCCUGAACUCUCACCAUCAGCAGGUAUUGUCUGUGUGUGGCCAUAUCUGGAACCUGGUCCUGGGAAUGAAGAGGAAAAUAAAAACAAGAAGUGAUC
This is a messenger RNA of Marmota flaviventris (yellow-bellied marmot), 1107 nucleotides long. It is a transcript of the gene Apoc2, whose product is annotated as apolipoprotein C2. Lineage: Eukaryota; Metazoa; Chordata; Mammalia; Rodentia; Sciuridae. Gene Ontology annotation, molecular function: phospholipase activator activity; phospholipase binding. Gene Ontology annotation, biological process: positive regulation of lipoprotein lipase activity; positive regulation of phospholipid catabolic process; lipid metabolic process. Gene Ontology annotation, cellular component: chylomicron. The record is from RefSeq and is a predicted model, not a curated record.